Molecule: messenger RNA, 3867 nt
Organism: Plasmodium inui San Antonio 1
Lineage: Eukaryota; Apicomplexa; Aconoidasida; Haemosporida; Plasmodiidae
Exons: 2
Coding region: 1-3867 (1288 amino acids)
Molecular function (GO): metal ion binding
Source: RefSeq, a predicted model, not a curated record
AUGCACAACUACGCGAGAGUAAACCACAUAGACCUUGAGCAAGAGCUCACGGUUGACGAGUAUUACUCGGUGAAGUCCGGGUUGAGAAUAAUCCUGAGCAAAAUUAAGAGCCCCAAAAUAUAUGGAUACUUCACCCUACUGACGGAGGCCGAAAAUGACGAGGGGUUGCCGCACACCCUGGAGCACCUCAUAUUUCUGGGAAGCCACAAAUACCCAUACAAAGGACUGCUGGACUCAUUAGCAUACAAAUGUCUGUCCGAAGGAACGAAUGCCUGGACCUCAAUCGAUCACACCUGCUACACAAUAGAGACAUUCGGCAUCGAAGGAUUUAGCAACAUCCUACCCAUUUAUCUAGAUUUCAUCCUAAACCCAACCCUAGCCGAUGAUAUGUUUCUGUUCGAAGUGCACCACAUAUUUGAAAAUGGAACGCAUAACGGAGUGGUCUACUCAGAAAUGAAGUCAAUAGAGAAUAGCUGUGAAAAUAUAAUCGAGAGGACAGUCAUUACGAAUCUUUAUCCAAAUGAGAAGAGUGGCUAUAGGUUCGAGACAGGCGGGACUCUGGAUGGCUUGAGAAAAACCAAUAAUGAUCGUGUGAGGGAGUAUUUCAAAAAAUUUUAUACGUUGGACAACUUCGCCAUUAUCAUUUUCGGCAACUUUAACAACGACGAUAUUUUGGACAUCAUACACGGGUUCGAGCAGUACCACUUGGAGUUGAACCCGGCGCAGGUCUUAGGCGGGGCGCACGGAGAGGCGACAGCGGCGGCAACAGCAGUAAAGGUGGGCGCGGUAAAGACAGACGGGGUAAAGACAGACGCGGUAACUACAGAGACAGCUGCCGUCGCGGACGCCCCAUCCGCGGAGCAACUCUUCAUUAGCCACAUGCAAAGCCCCAAGAGACCCUGGAGCGAAGAGUGCAACGUCGAAAGGAGGACCGACUCUAGAAUUAUAAAAAAGUAUUACCCGUGUAAUAAUCUGAACAACGGGCAGGUGUGCAUCGCGUGGAGGGGUUGUGACUGGUCCGACUUCCACACCAAGCUGGCAAUAUCCCUGUUGGGCAACUACCUCACCGAUUUGACCACCUCCCCUGUCAGCAAGCGGCUGCUGGAAGAUAAGGAGAACACCUACUGCAGCAAUCUGGACUUCGCGCUGGAGGAUUUGAAAGGCAACUACUUCACCAUCGACAUUUACGACGUUGUGUACAAGUUUAGGAUGGACGAGGUAGGCGAAAUAACGCGCAAGUGCCUGCAACAGGUCCUGGAAGAGCCGCUCAACAUGGACAGACUGAAGAAUAUCAUUGUUCGGUCGUACCUGCAGCAUCUGAAAGAUCUGGAGGCAGCCCCACAGUACCUCCUAAACGAAUUUAUCAUAAAAUACUUUAUCUAUGGGAAGCAGAAGGAGGACCUUAGCAAUUGCCUGAAUUUGAAAAAGGCCUACGUCGAUCUCUUGGGGAAAGAGGAGGAAUACUGGAAGGAGGUGCUAAAGAAGUACUUCGUGCAGAACGACUACGUGGAGGUCAGGUGCUACCCCAGCUACAAAAAGGCAAGGCAGAUUGAACAAUUCGAGAGAAACCUAAUCGAUAUUGAACAGAAUAGAUACGGGAUGGAGAAGCUGCAGGAAAUGGUUAAGCACAUUAGGAAAAUUAAGGAGAACUUCGAGAAGAAGCCUCCGAAGAGCUCCCUCAACGUAGUGGAGUCUGCCAAGCCGCAAAACGUGCUAAUCGAGGGUCUCACGGUGUUCCGAAACUUCGAGCUGUUACAAAAGGGGGAGGGGACAACAGAUACCUCACUAGAAGGGUUGACCAAUCAAACGGACACUCCCGAGGAUGUGUCCCGUGAAAACGCUCACCUGUUGAGCUCCCUCGAAGGGGACCUCAAGAGAGUGAUUUUUCCAAUCCAGCUGAGCCACAUCCCAUCCAACUUCGUAUCGAUAAAUGUGCUAAUAAACUCGAGCAACGUGGACGAGGAGUUAAAGAAGUAUAUUCCCCUGUUGAGUUACCUCCUCUUCGAGACAGACGUGGAGGUGAACAAUACCAAUGUCAAGUGUGAGUUAUUCACAGAGGAGCUGAUCAGACAUACAAUAAACUACUGCUGUAAUUAUGGCUUGGGAGGAAAUGCCAAAAAUUUCAGAGCAGGCAGCUUAGGAAAUAUACUCUGCAUACAAAUUGUAGGUCUGUAUGAGCACUACGAGAAGUUAUUUGAUCUACUCUUUUUGUCCAUCUUUAAAAUGAACCUAACCAUAGAGAGAAUGGAAAUCAUCCUCAAGUCAGCCUACCAAAAUCUGUUGCAAAAAAAAACCAAACCGAAGACUCUGGUAGUUAAUAUGGAAUAUGCUCUUCGCUACAUGAAGGGUAGCACCUCUGGAAUUGUUUCCAUUGGGCAACAAGAAAUGAUUCUUGAGCUAAUUGAGGAUAAAAGCAACUUGACGGAGCUCUACGAUAAGCUUAACACAUUGAAGGAGCAGCUUUUCGACCUAAACAACUUCGUCAUCGCCAUUGAUGCGAAUUUUUGCAAAAUUAGGAAUGUCUUUUCGUGGUACGACCGCUGGUUUAGGAUUCCCUCCACGGGGGAGAAAAGCGACACCCCAUCAGGACUGCACAAAAAGGACUACACCGUGAAUGCGCCAUACACGGAAUUUACCUUCGACCAGGCGAGCGCGGCCAACCCUGGGAAAGCCGUCAACCUCGAUAAGGCUGCCUCGGGGGAGAAGAAGCCUGCCUCCUAUUUCGACAUGCCCAUCUGCAGCGGCGCCGAGUCGAAAGGAGAAACGCAGGGAAGUGCCUCCCAGGAUGGAGAAAAAAAAAUCCAAACGUGUGAAGCGAUGAAGCAGAAGAGUGCAGAUAAGUAUAUAUGCCUAGGCCCCCGUGUGCACAAAAGCUUGAAAGAGUACCUGAGCGCCGAAUUGGAGAAGGAGGACAAAAAUUUCAAACUCAAUUUGGUGAAAGACAAAGCCUAUAAUGGAGUCCUGUGUGGGUUAAAGAGUACAGACGUUUCGUAUCUGAAGCUGACUGUUAAGGUGCCUGCAGGAUAUGAGCACGAAGAUUACUGUGCCCUGUUGCUCCUGCGUGAAUUCUUCUGCAUGACGGAAGGGCCCCUCUACAAUAGCAUCCGCGGAGGAGGAUUCGCUUAUGAAUGUGCAUUAGAUUUUAACUCCAUCCAUGGAGAGCUAAGCUUGCGCAUUUAUAGAUCAAGUGAUAUUAUUAGCGCCCUGAAGGAAGCAUUACACAUUUUCGAUUACUACUGCAAGAGCGAAAUGAAGGAGGAAGAAAUCUCUAUUGCGAAGAGCAGUGCUUAUUACACCAUCUUCAAUAAUCAAGAAACCGUAUCGGAUAGAGCCUCGCAGACCAUUUUUCUGAGUAUAAAAAAUUUGCCCUUAAGUUUUUACGACAAGUUGUUGAGGAAGAUUGAAAACAUGACGACGAAGGAUCUGCAGAUCAUUUGCCACAAAUAUCUGUCUCGAAUCGUGAACUUCCGAAUUGAUAAGACUAAUGCGCUGAUCGGUUCGACUCUCUGCAUCGUUUGUUGCUCCGAUAGGAUGGAGGAGAUCCUUGACAGCCUUAGGAAGGACGUCAAGGUAGGCCCCAUAUGCUCCGUCAGUGUCGCGCAGCUUUUCCACUUUUUGAAGGACUACGACAUGGCCGCGGCGCUUGGCGGGACAGCGGCGAAGCAGACGGGCUUGGCCAACGUGGACGAGGAACAGGAUGACAAGGAUGACGCGGAUGACGAGAAUGACCAUGACGACGAUGAUGACAAAGAGGACGAUGAUAGCAGUAGCCCCGUUGGGAGUGACGACUACUCCGCUUCGUCGGCCUACUCCACCUGCUCCGUGUUGUCCGAGGACGACAGCUACCCUGGGUACUCCGAGGGGUAG